AUGUAAUUGCCCACCCGUAUCAUUGAUGGUCUUUACCUUGGCGAUUAGGGUGCAGCCCAUGAUCUAGAGUUCUUGGUGACUAACAAGAUAACCAAGAUAAUUAAUUGUGCUGCCAAACACAUUCCUAAUCAUUGGGAAUCCAUCGGCAUUGAAUAUAUGUCUUAUUAGUGGUUGGAAAGUGAAACCCAAUUCGCAUUCGAUCAUCUCCGCUGCUACGCCUUUAUAAACGAUACCCUCGAAGCAGGAGAAGCUGUUUUAGUCCAUUCUAUUAGAGCAUUAAAUCGCUCAGUCUUUGUUGUUGUCGUAUUUUUAAUGCGCAAAUUCAAAUGGACCUUACAAAAGACUUUGCAAUACAUCCACAAUCUCAAAAACGAUUUCGAAAUUAGAUCCAAUGUUUUUCAAUAGCUACUCAAUUAUGAAAAAUGGCUUCAAAUCUCCAAACUCAGUAAUAAUUGGGACGUUGCACAUAAUGAUGAUGAAACAUUAGCAAGAAAUACGUAUCUUAAUAGUUAACGCAAUUAUUCUAAUGAGCCUAAAAGAAAAAAAGAAAUUUGUCUCAAAAAAGUUUAAUGGAAAAAAAACUUGGUGUCUUAAUUCAUCCCUCCUUACUAAUUGAUUGAAUUCAAGAAGUUCAGCACACCGCAGCCUAAAAUGUAUUACUCAUAAAUGCCUAUCAAACUCAUGGUUCAGCCCUCUGAUAAUAAUUGGAUCAAUAAGAAAUUCACUCUAAACUAAAUUGUUGAUGAAUAAUUAUAAAGAAAAUUUAAUCUAUUUAGUAUCAAAUCAGAUCGCCAAGCAAUUAAACCACUUUCAAGACCAAGCACUGCACCUUCAAAGAGAUUACUUAAAGGCAAAGUCAUUUCAUCAUCUCAUAGACUAUUAGUUAAAUAAUCAUGA
Molecule: messenger RNA, 897 nt
Organism: Paramecium tetraurelia
Lineage: Eukaryota; Ciliophora; Oligohymenophorea; Peniculida; Parameciidae
Exons: 4
Biological process (GO): protein dephosphorylation
Molecular function (GO): protein tyrosine/serine/threonine phosphatase activity
Source: RefSeq, a predicted model, not a curated record